Gasterosteus aculeatus aculeatus (three-spined stickleback) is the source of this 1245-nucleotide messenger RNA. RefSeq names its product peroxisomal membrane protein 4 (gene pxmp4). Lineage: Eukaryota; Metazoa; Chordata; Actinopteri; Perciformes; Gasterosteidae. The record is from RefSeq and is a predicted model, not a curated record. Gene Ontology annotation, cellular component: peroxisomal membrane.
UGCUGCACUACGGAACACUUUCGCAGUGACACACCGUAUCAAAGUCUGGCCCAACAUGAGAUAGUGCCCGUUCGGCUGGAUUGGAAGUCAUGGCAGGUCCCGAUCUGAUUAAAACUCUUCUGUAUACGGUGAAUAACCUGCUGCAGCAGGAGAAGUACAAGGCGGCAUUGGCAGUGUUGAAAGGAUUCAGAAACGGCGCCGUAUAUGGGGCCAAAAUCAGAGCACCACACGCUCUGGUUAUGACCUUUCUGUUCAGAAGUGGCAGUUUGAAGGACAAGCUCAAAGCCAUUUUGAAGGCCACGUAUACACACUCCCGCAACCUGGCGUGCUUUGUGUUCACUUACAAAGGACUGCAAGGCUUGCAGGAGAGAUGCCAGGGGAAAAGACUGCAGUCUCACUCCUUUCUGGCCGCCUGUGUUGGCGGGUGGUUAGUGUUUGGAGAUAACAACAACAUCAAUAGCCAGAUUAACAUGUACCUGCUGUCUAGGAUCCUGUUCGCCCUCUCUCGGCUGGCCGUGGAGAAAGGACUCGUCCCCCAGCCUAAACGUGACCCGUUCCCCCUCUUUGCCACGCUAGUGUGGGGCAUUGUCUUGUGGUUGUUUGAGUUUUACCCCCACACCCUCCAGCCCUCUCUGCAGUCCUCCAUGAACUACCUCUACCACGACAGCAAUGUGUGGCAUGACAUAACAGACUUCCUUGUUUAUAAUAAGCCAAGGACUGCUGCUUAGAAAUUACGUCAUGUUAUUUAAAAAAGUGAUUUUAUUGACUAGCUCUCUAUAAUUAAUGAAUACUGUUUCAACAAUGAAUGAUGAACAAUGCUUUUUUUUUAAUUGACUAUUGGAUGAUAGUAUACUUUUUGUUGUUGCAAAUUCAUUGAAGUAUGUUCAUCUUUUUGAAAUACUAAUAUAUUUGCAUACCGUUAUUGUUAUUGGACUAAACAGAUUUAAAGGAAAAAUGGGUUACCAUUUUAUCUGGAACUCUAAUCAGUGUUUAAGUUGAAUGUAUUCCAUUGAAGAAGUCCUGCUGGUCGGUCUGUGCAGGAAGUGUUUUCAUGUUCCACAAUCUAUUGUACCUGAACUUGUGACGCCCAGCCAGAUGUAGUAGAGCCAAGUUGUGCCUAUACUUAUGCAUAUUAUAAAAUUAAACUAAUCUAACGUGUGCCAGCUGGCUGCCCAGAGACUAGCUAAAAUAGCCUGUAGCUGCUGUACCACGACCUUGUCAUUAGCAAGUUAAAUGUUGUUGCUG